Molecule: messenger RNA, 4350 nt
Organism: Trachemys scripta elegans
Lineage: Eukaryota; Metazoa; Chordata; Testudines; Emydidae
Gene: SPINT1
Product: serine peptidase inhibitor, Kunitz type 1
Exons: 11
Coding region: 484-2007 (507 amino acids)
Molecular function (GO): serine-type endopeptidase inhibitor activity; protein binding
Source: RefSeq, a predicted model, not a curated record
CUCUCAAGGAGUUGGGUUCCACUUCCUGCCCCCGGAUCUCCUCCUUUGUCUCUUCCUGCCUGUCUGCUCCUGAAGGGCACACCUAAGGUGCAGGCAGAGAAGGGGUUAAACGUGGAUGUGCUCAGAGGAAAGGGAAACACCCUACACUGCUAGGCUCUGAGUCAGUUUCACCUGAAACUCUACAGGUGGUGGAGAGAAAAACAGAGAAGAGGCACACAGAGUAGCUACUCGAGCGGGGGAAAGGGAAGUGGGACCCAUGCAAUAGGAAGGGGGGGGGAAGUCAGACAAAGCUGUAGGAACCUGGGCUGGAGGACCCUAUCUCGGCUACUAAGCAGGCAGAGGACUGGGCUGUACUCAACAAAGAAGAACCCGGAGGCGUCACACCUGCACCUGGAACCUAGUGUCGGAGCAGAACAUCCGGGUCCGCCGCGCUUGGAAAGGAAGAUCAGAGCUUGGAGACGGAGAGAAAAGACCCGAGUUAAGAUGGCCAGCGACAGAGCCCUGCUCCAGGCUGGCCUCCUGAUCCAGCUGCUGAUGGUUGCUGUCCUGGGUCAGGAGGGAGGAGAGGAGGGAGCGUCCUUUGGCGAAACCUGCCUGGCCCAUUUCACUACAGGGAUGCCUGAGUUCGUGCUGGACACUGAUGCCUCGGUGCAGAAUGGGGCCACCUUCCUGCCCUCCCCCCCGGUUCAUCGGGGCAAGGAGUGUGUGCGGGCUUGCUGUAAGGAGCCUUCUUGCAACCUGGCCCUGGUGGAGCAGAAGCCACACGAGGGGGAAGACAGCAUCGAAGCCUGUUUCCUCCUGGACUGCCUCUACGAGCAAGCUUUUGUCUGCAAGUUUGCCAGGAAGGUGGGCUUUCUCAACUACGUCAAGAGGGACGUGUACGAUGCCUACGUGAAAGUGCGGGACCAAGGACAUGGUGAUGAUAAGCCUCCCAAAGCCCGUGCUGGGAUGGACAUGAAAGUGCAGCCUCAGGAGCCAGUGUUACUGAGAGGCACAGAGAGCUCAGAUGACCAUGGGAUUGUCAGUUAUGAUUGGAAACUUCUGCAUGGUGACACCUCUGCGGUGCUGGAGGAAGAGGAAAAUCAAGCCAAGAUCUCCAACCUGCAGGAGGGGCAGUAUGUCGUCCAGCUCACUGUCACAGACAGUGCUGGCCAGCAGGACUCCACCAACAUCACGAUCAUGGUCCUGACAGCUGAACAGACUGAAGAGUUCUGCUUGGCUCCUAGUAAGGUGGGUCGGUGCCGUGGGUCCUUUCCCCGCUGGUUCUACAAUCCAGCAUCUCAGCAAUGUGAGAAAUUCACCUUUGGGGGCUGCAAGGCCAACAAGAAUAACUACGUACGGGAGGAAGAGUGUAAACUUGCCUGCAAGAAUGUUCAAGGUUCUUUUGGAAGGCGGGCCAAGCCAGUGUGCAAUGGGAACUGUGAGUCCUUCCACUUCAAAUGCAGAGAUGGCUGCUGCGUUGAUAGUUUCCUGGAAUGCGAUGAAACUUCAGAUUGUGCAGAUGGAUCAGAUGAGGCGUAUUGUGAGCUGUAUGCAAUAGAGUUCAAUAAACUACGGAAAAUCAAUGUUACAACCACACAAGGUCACUGUGUAGAUUUACCAGACACUGGGAUGUGCCAAAAGAGCAUCCCCCGCUGGUACUACAACCCAUUCACCGAGAAAUGUGACCGCUUCACCUAUGGGGGCUGUGAAGGCAACCGAAAUAACUUUGAGGAAGAAGAAGAGUGUCUGAAAUCAUGUGCAGGCAUCACAAAGGCAGAUGUGAUUGGCCAGAGAUGGGGAGCAUAUGGGACCCAGCAAGCUGGCUUGAGUGCUUUCGAGGUGGCUAUUGCAGUGCUCCUUUGUAUCUGCAUAAUGGUAGUCCUGGUCAUCAUUGGCUACUUCUUCCUGAAGAAUAGAAAGAAGAACAGCCGGCGACGCCAACCUACCACUGCUACCAACUCAACCCUCUCCACCACAGAGGAUACUGAGCACCUGGUUUACAACAGUACAACCAAACCCAUCUGACCCCAAGCACUUCCCUCAGAUUGGGCACAGUUCCAUGUACUGUUUGUAUUAGAAACAAAGGCCUAUGCCUGAAGGACUCUUUGCUUCCUUUUCUGUUAGAAGAUAUUUGUAGCAUGGCAGUAGACACUAGCCAUGUCCCAAGUGCUCGUGGUUGCUCUUGAAGCUGAAGGUAUGGGGAAGGAUUUUAGUUCAUCUCUUGACUUUUUCCCCUUCUUCAUCUCGAGCAAUCCAGUCACAGCUCUGAAAUGGUUUUGUGCCUUCCACUCUAAGCAAGAGCGGCAGAAGGAUUUGCUGUACCUACUGAAGGGGCUGUGGUUUGACUUUUAUGUGGCAUUAAUUUUUCUGCAGGCCCACCAGAACCAGCUUUUUUUUUUUUUUUACCCUGUGACAUGUAAAACUGCCCACUCUAGGUCUAUCCAACCAUCUCCUCAUAUCCAUCCUGUCCCCAAACCACCUUCCCUAGGUGGUCCUGUCCCAAUGCCAAACUUGGGGGUCUCAGUGAGAAUUUGUCUGGGCUUGCAUGCUUCACGUGACUGGCUCAGUCAGUGCUGUGAACUAUGUGCCAGUCUUUCAAAUGACCUCUCUUCCUAUGACAGGAAAGACAGGAUUGUCUACAUUUUGAUUGCUGUUUGAGUUUUGAACAGAUAUUACAGAAAUGUGCAACUAAUAUCUCCCCAAACGAUCUGCAGUACGAGUUUUACAUGCGCCCUCCUUUGUCUUCCCCUUCUCAAGGCUUGCCAUGUGUCUGUUUUUCAGGAUGACAGUCUAGACUCUGAACACUCUUUGCAAAUGUGCAUAUUCUUACUUAAAGUGAAUGGAAGGCUGUGUCCCUAGUUUUCUAGCUAGUCUUAGGGGGAGAUGGAAAGAGUUGCCUUUCCACCCUGGCAGGUUCAGUCAGUACCCUUGCUUCACCUGUGCUGAACUAGCGCCACCUGUUGGUUGCUCAUGGUAAGUUCCGCCAUAGGGAAGUGGUCAGUCAGCACAGCAUGGGAACAAGGUAGUAUCCUGGCAAAAGGACCCUGAUUGGCUUUUUGGAGGAAGAGGACACACAUGGAGAAAUGAGCAGCUUCCCACCCAUGCUCCAAAGAUGGAUAGAGGUGAAGUUGAGGGAGGGAGAGAGGGUGAGCAAGCAUGCUGGUCCAUUGUCUCAUGUCCCAAACCACAGGGUGUACUAGUCCCAGCUCUGGUGAAACUGCUCAUGGGCCUCUGGAUUUGCCCAGGUGAUGGCCUGGCUCUGCAGUUGGGGACGGCUGUCUGGAGCAGCCCAAUGUGGUUAGCUUGUAACCUUUUUUUGUAAAUUUUCCUUUAUUUAAUAUUUUGAGGCUGACAAUCAUACGCAGUGCCAGAGUGCCCCUCUGCUGAUCAACAUACCUGAGAGAGCCCCAAUUCGGGCUGUGCAGAGGAAAGCAAACCGCCCUGGUUUUCUUAUUCAUGCCACUUUUUUCUCCCAUCCCUAUUCUGACUGGAACAAGAUGAGCCCAGCUGCUAUCAUUGAAGUCUAGCUACAUGAGGCUCUGAGAACUUGCCCAGACACUAGUCCCUGUACUCACUCACGUUCUUGUUGAGUAGCUGAGUACGAAGUCCCAACCCCAGGCAGAGACUAAGCCCUUUACUCUGCACUCCUGCUUCUCUCAGUGACCGUGAUGGGGCCUGUCACCCCAGCCAUGCACCUAAUAGUCCAGGCUACUGCUGCUUUUAGAACAGAACCCAACUUUCUCUAGUUGGGUGAGGAGUUGUCAUCUGUGAAAUGCUUCUGAAGCAUUGGGAUUGGAGCCUGUACUCCCCAUGUCUGCUGCUUUGGAAAUAUCCACUAUGAAGUGAUAACCUGGAUCAUUUUCUUUUAUGAAUUUUAAAAAUUUUAAAUGUACAGGAUUUUUAUUUUUAUUUUUUUUUAAUGUUUGGACACAAGCGUGUGGGACCCAUCCCUAGAGGGUUGUGGCUGUGGUGGGCUGGCACUGGUGGAUGUCCUGGGGAAGGUUAUGAAGCGAUUUAUAAUCUCUUCUCUAAUGGAGUGACGCUCGGACCCCUCGGGUGUGAGUUCAACAGGGCUGUCUCUCUCUUGGGAGGAUGAUGAGUGGGGAGAGAUGACUGCCCCCAAGCUGCUGGUGCUCUGAUUGCAGGCUUGAUACCCACAAUUGCCCCCUGAAGGGAUGGCAAAGGGCAUGCAGACGCCUGCCUGAGUACCUGCCCAUUGCCAGGCUCUCUUAUGUUUUUCUGGUCUGCCUUGUAUCACCUCUUCCACACCCAGCCUCCUGCGCUUUUCUACAACCCCCCAUGCCUGUGUAACUCUUGAUUUUGCUCCCUCUGUAAAUGCAGAUUUUAAUAAAAUGUUGUUCGUCUUUA